This is a messenger RNA of Oryza sativa Japonica Group (Japanese rice), 2770 nucleotides long. NCBI's taxonomy places the organism in Eukaryota, Viridiplantae, Streptophyta, Magnoliopsida, Poales, Poaceae. The record is from RefSeq and is a predicted model, not a curated record.
AGUGCAACGGCAGCCGCGAGCGGCGGGACGUGCAUGCGACGAAGCAGCAACUCUCUCUCUCUCUCUCUCUGCGCCACCGCCACCAUGGCAGCGGCAGCGCAGGCCGCGUGCUCCCAUGGCGUCGUGCGGUCGUGCCCUCUCUUCGAUCCCCGCGGGAAUCGCGGCCCCCCGGUUCCUCCUGCGGAGAGGCCCCCCACGCUCCGUCUCCCUCCUCCACAAAGGUGCAUUCCAGCUAAAUCGGGUGAGAGGAAACCGGGGGGGGGGGGGGGGGGGGGGGUGAAAGGAGUUUGAGGGAGAGGGAGAGGGAGGAGAGGAGUGGAGGUAGAGGGGAUCAACUCCGGUCGGCGGCGGGAUGUCGAUGUCGGGGUCGGACUUCGGCGCCCCGUGCGACGACCCCAAGAUCUUCCGCAACAUCUGCCGGGAUCGUAUACUCAAGGACUUGCUGCAGCCGGACAAAGAUAAGGAGACCAAAAGCUCAUGGAAGGUUCUUAUCAUGGACAAAUUUACGGUGAGGAUCAUGGCUUAUGCCUGCAAGAUGGCAGAAAUUACCGAUGCAGGAAUCUCGUUGGUUGAAGAUCUUUUCAAGCGAAGGGAGCCCAUGCCUUCCAUGGAUGCAAUCUACUUCCUCCAGCCACUGAAAGAAAAGUAUUAUUCGAUCGCCAUUGACCACUUGCUUUCGUUUUAUCAUUCUGCAGCAGCAAAAUUGAUCGCAAGUACCAUAUGCGUGGAUGUCAUAAUGCUUCUAUCUGACAUGUCUGGGAGAUGUCCACUGUACAGGAAGGCAUACAUAUUCUUUAGUUCACCGAUUCCUAAGGAGCUGGUCUCUUACAUAAAGAACGACAGCAGUGUGAUACCACGUAUUGGUGCACUAAGAGAGAUGAAUUUGGAGUUCUUUGCAAUUGACAUGCAGGGAUUCACAACUGACCAUGACAUGGCAUUCACUGAUUUAUAUAGUGCUCAGCACAACUCGAAAAAGUUCAAUGACACUAUAAGCACUAUGGCUACUCGCAUUGCUACCACAUUUGCUUCGUUGAAGGAAUUUCCUUGUGUGCGGUAUCGUGCCCCAAAGGGCACAGAUCCAAUGACAACACCAAAAUUUGACAUGGUUCCAAAAUGGUUAGCGACUGCUGUUUGGGAUAUUGUGUCAAAAUAUAAAUCAACAAUACCUGAAUUUCCCCAGAAGGAGACAUGUGAACUGCUCAUUGUCGACAGGCCUAUAGAUCAGAUAGCACCUGUUAUUCAUGAAUGGACCUAUGAUGCAAUGUGCCAUGAUCUACUUGAAAUGGAUGGCCAAAAAUACAUAUAUGAGGUGUCGAAAGCGGGAUCAGAACCUGAGAGAAAGGAGGCUUUAUUGGAGGAUCAUGAUCCUCUCUGGGUUGAGCUUCGCCACAUUCACAUAGCUGAUGCUAGUGAGAGGUUGUAUGAUAAGAUGAAUAACUUUGUUUCAAAGAAUAAAGCAGCUCAACUUCAUUCAAGAGAUGGUGGUGAAAUUUCUACAAAGGAUCUGCAGAAGAUCGUUCAAGCUUUGCCACAAUACGGUGAACAAGUUGAGAAAUUGACCCUCCAUAUAGAGAUUGCUGGAAAAAUCAACAAGUUUAUCAGAGAGUAUGGUCUCCGUGACAUUGGGCAGGUGGAGCAGGAUCUAGUUUUUGGAGAUGCAGCAGCCAAGGAGGUGAUCAGUAUCCUCAGGUCAAAGCAGGAUAUGAGCCCAGAAAACAAAUUGAGGUUGCUUAUUAUAUAUGCAAUUGUAUAUCCAGAGAAGUUUGAAGGUGACAAAGGGGAAAAGUUGAUGCAGCUAGCAAAACUGCCACAUGAUGAGAUGGAUGCCAUAAAUAGUUUAAGAUACUUGGUUGGUUCAGAUACAAAAAAGGCAUCACGGCCUGGCGGCUUCUCUCUCAAAUUUGAUGCACAAAAGAAAAAAAAUGCUGCGAGGACAGAACGGCAGGAUGGCGAUGAAACCUGGGCAUUAUCACGUUUUUUCCCACUUAUAGAGGAGUUGAUUGAGAAACUGAGCAAAGGUGCAUUACCUUUGAAUGAAUACCCAUCCAUGAGUGAACCCAGUUCCACUGAACAAGGAUCUACACAAAGUGCAGCCGCGACUAAACCAGCACAAGCACAACCCAUGUCCAGGAGAUCGCGGCGGACACCAACCUGGGCUAAGUCUCGAAACUCUGAUGAUAGUCAAUCAAGUGACUCCUCGGUCUUGAGACAUGGAUCUAAUGACUUCAAGAGGCUAGGCAACCGAAUUUUUGUCUUCAUGAUUGGUGGAGCCACUAGAUCGGAACUGCGGACGGUGCACAAGCUUACUAUGAAACUGAAGCGCGAAAUUGUCCUGGGAUCUUCUAGCAUAGAUGACCCUCCACAAUUUAUUUCGAAGCUGAAGAUGCUAACUGCAGGUGGUGCCAAUGACGUCUAAACUUCGCACUUAGUUUGCAAAUCAACCGAUGAAACAAACUUGUCACCUUUUGAAACCCAUUGCUACGAACAGUUAGAAACGUUGGAUGUCAUCAAUGACUGGACUACUCACAAUAAUUACACGAUUUUUUCAUAGUCUAGUAUAUAUACCAAGUGAGAAGAAGUGUCAAAUGUACUUAAAACAUGUAUGUAGACAACAUAUUUUGCCCACAUUAUUUAUUCUUCUUUCAGAUGUAAAACGUAGAACAGUUGCGACAGUUGUUUUGCCCAAAUUUGUAUAUUUAUGAACACUACAACAAUGACAUGGUGACGAUUACACUCAUGGAUCAAUCGAUUCCGAUAAUUCGUCGUGAAA